Symbiodinium sp. CCMP2592 is the source of this 1056-nucleotide messenger RNA. The record is from the annotation of a GenBank genome assembly. Lineage: Eukaryota; Dinophyceae; Suessiales; Symbiodiniaceae.
AUGGUGGGCUUCUCAGCCCCUUCCGCUCGCCCUGGUGUCUCGAGCUCUUCCUACGGCCGCGCAGGAUUCAACGCCAAAGGCUCCGGCAAGGGCAAGAAAUGGGAGGCUGGCAAAAAGCUCUAUGCGAAUCAGGUGUACCACAACAGCACGGAUGUCAUGUCUCGGUACGCCGGCAAAACGCGGGAGCUGCCAAACGGCGAUAGCUCGGCAGUGUAUGAGUGCAUGGCGAAGCCACAGGUGCUAGCAUCGCCGCAAGCUCUCGGGGACAUCUUGGAGGCGUACAAUACAGAAUUGAUCAACAGACCCGGCAUUGGUUUCUCGGAACUCGCCGGGUCGCUGCUGUCGUGGCUGGAUGUCGUCCAAGACCUCGGACAAAAGAAAGUUUUCCAUAAGGACUUCGUGGCGCAUUGGCAGAAGCUCGCUGAGGAGCAUAGUCUGCGUGAGUCGUGUGAACUCCUCAACGCUCAAGAUUACCCAGAUCUAGAGCGGACCAGCGCCGGUCUCAGUGGAGCGGUCAAGAAGCUCCUGCAGUUCGCCAAUGAAAUCCGGCGCGACUGGCCGCGCCACGCCGCCAUUCAGGGCCUGGGUUGCAGCGCCUGGGACGUGCCGACCGAAUGCACCGAAGCCAAGGCGGCUCUCAUGCGCAAGCCUGAAUCCGGAAACAUGCUGGUCGCCUACAUUAGCGCAGAAGUGCACGCCUCGCACAAUGUCAGGCUGAAGAAAGAAUCCCUCCAUGCUCUGCAGGCCGACACACAGCUCUUGUUUUCGGAGAGCGAAAAGGGUACUCCUCAGAAGCCCAAGAGCAGCUGGCGCAAAGCAAAGGCCAGCCUACGCGAGGAGAUGGACGUCCUUUUGUCGACCGUGGUUCCACCGGAGACCCAGAAGAAGAAGGCGGCGAAGCUGUUCCAGAAGUUCAAGGAUUACAACGAGAAAGUAGCGGAAGUCUUGAUGGAAUACCAGAAAGACAAGGAGGCUGUGUUCCAAGAGGAAGAGCUUGGCCGGCUGAAAGCCAAGCGCGCGGCGCUGAAGAAGAUCGCCGGCGGAGGGCAGCAGUGA